AUGGAGAAGGAAAUCUUGAGCAUUCCAACACCUGUCGUCUUUGACAAAUUAAUCGCCCAUCAAGAAAUAUACGCACACAAACCGUACGCAUCGUCAACUUUUGAUAACAGCGAUGAGAUUCAAAUCACCGUUCAGCAUCAGGACUUAUGCGUAUCACCGGGCAAGAGUUCGCUGCAUAUCUCUGGAAAAUUGCUCAAAUCGGACGGCACUGCAGCAGCGAUCACAACUUUAGUCAAUAACGCCAUCUGCCAUUUUUUCGAAGAUGUAGGGUACGAACUAAACGCUGUAAAGAUUGAUAAAUGUAGAAACGUUGGUCUGACUAUCCUGCUGAAAGGUUUCGCUUUGCUCAACGCUGGUCGCAGUUGGCUUACGAGAAAUGCUGGAUGGCUCAAUGUUAAGGAAACGAAAAAAUUAACUGAUGCCGAUAGCAACUUUGACGUAGUUAUUCCCUUGAGCAUGAUAUUAGGCUUCGCUGAAGACUAUCGCAAGAUCAUCGUUAACGCGAAACACGAGCUGAUUCUUACAAGUUCAAAAAGUGAUUUUGAUGCCAUCGUUCAAGAUCAAGAAAAAGAUUUCAGAAUCGUGAUCGAUCAGGUGGAAUGGUUUGUACCCUAUGUGAAGCUGUCGGAUCAACGAAAAAUCGCACUGUUCAAGUUCAUUGAGAAAGAUACGCCAGUGUCCAUGAGCUUCCGCAGUUGGGAGUUGUACGAAUAUCCUUUGCUACCGGCAACCACGAAACACGUUUGGACUGUGAAAACGUCCACCCAUUCGGAAAAACCACGAUUUGUCAUGCUCGGUUUUCAAACGAAUCGAAAAAACAAAGCCGGCAAAAAUGCCAGUCAUCUUGAUCACUGUAACAUUACUGACGUCAAGCUCUUCUUGAAUUCCGAGUAUUAUCCGUACGGUAACCUGAACUUGGACAUGAGACGCAAUCGCUUUGCAUUACUGUACGAGAUGUACGCAAACUUUCAAGCCACCUACUACGGCAAAGAACUUGAGCCUCUGUUGACGAAGAGCGAAUUUUUACAGUACGAACCUAUGAUUUUCAUCGACUGUUCGAAACAAAACGACGCUCUGAAAUCUGGACCGGUAGAUAUUCAUAUCAAAUUCGAGGCUAAAAAUAACUCUCCUACUGUGUUUUUCACGAUGGAGUUUAUAGUCGACGUACAAGGAUUCAGAAGACCGGGUCCCGGUUUUACACCAAAAGAGUUGGCAGUUGUAUCACUCAACGAAGAUACCAACCUGUCAAUUUUCCUCUUCGAACCUCCGUACGAUUGGAAUUAUUUACUCGCUCUAUUCAAAUGCGAAAAUUUUUGA
Molecule: messenger RNA, 1317 nt
Organism: Neodiprion fabricii
Lineage: Eukaryota; Metazoa; Arthropoda; Insecta; Hymenoptera; Diprionidae
Exons: 2
Coding region: 1-1317 (438 amino acids)
Source: RefSeq, a predicted model, not a curated record